Molecule: messenger RNA, 3077 nt
Organism: Polyodon spathula (Mississippi paddlefish)
Lineage: Eukaryota; Metazoa; Chordata; Actinopteri; Acipenseriformes; Polyodontidae
Product: 43 kDa receptor-associated protein of the synapse
Exons: 8
Coding region: 669-1928 (419 amino acids)
Biological process (GO): chemical synaptic transmission
Cellular component (GO): synapse
Molecular function (GO): protein-membrane adaptor activity; acetylcholine receptor binding
Source: RefSeq, a predicted model, not a curated record
UUGAGAGAGCUCUUUUCCUGCCAGGCAUGGGGGUGGGGUUGGUGGGAAUGUGUGACCUUGGGAGUCGCAGAGGGCAGGCUGCAAUGUCUGUCAGGCCACAUGGGCCGGAGUGGCAGGAGCAGCUGGGGCCAGUAAUCAAGGAAGCGUCUCUUGUGAGCGAGAGCCAACGAGCAGCCAUCCACCUCUCCAGUUUCAGCGUUUCCAUUCGGGUUCCGAUGUGCUUUCGGGCCUCCCAGUCUCAGUGGAUUUCAGUCAGGAGUGAAAGGAUUUAAACAGCUUUCACUGAGCCAUUUAUAAUUUCUUUUUUCUGCUGCUUUUUGAUGUAUAUAUUUAUUGAUCUGUUUGUUUAGUAUUGUUUCUGCAAGAGCACUGCCUCUCCUCUCUCUCUCUCUCUGUGGUAGAAGUUUUCCUGAUCUGUGAUUAACUUUUUUCUUGAACAGGUUCUACACGUGUUUUUUGAGACACUUCUUUUCAAUACUUUUUUACCCCUUUGUUUUUAUACUUUCAAAUCAUGCAUUUUGAAGUGAUGUAGUGGACAAGGGGUGGUUAUUUUAUUUUUAAAAGUUUUUACUUGGAGUGUCCCUUUGUCAGGAGUGUUGAAGGACUACGUGCUGUACGCAGCUGAAGGUUUUGAUGCAAACGAAAUUCUGUAUCCUGCAAGGAGUUUUAUGAGGCACUUUGGAGUAGAAAUGGGCCAGGACCAAACCAAGCAGCAGAUUGAGAAGGGGCUCCGUCUCUACCAGUCCAACUACACCGACAAGGCGCUCCACAUCUGGUUUAAGGUGCUGGAGAAGACCUCUGACCCCAGAGGGAAGUUCAGGGUCCUAGGUUGUCUGAUCACUGCCCACUCCGAGAUGGGCAAAUACAAGGAUAUGCUCAAGUACGCGCUGACCCAGAUAGACACGGCCCGUGAGAUGGAGGACCCAGACUACCUGACGGAGGGCUACCUGAACCUGGCGCGCAGCAACGAGAAGCUCUGUGACUUCCAGAAGACCAUCUCCUACUGCAAGACGUGUCUGAACAUGCAGGGCACCACCACCAGCCUGCUGCUCAACGGGCAGGUGUGCCUCAGCAUGGGCAACGCCUUCCUGGGAAUGAGCGUCUUCCAGAAAGCGCUGGAAAACUACGAGAAGGGCCUGCGCUACGCACACAACAACGAUGACAAGAUGCUGGAGUGCAGGGUCUGCUGCAGCCUGGGGAACUUCUACACCCAGCUCAAGGACUAUGAAAAGGCGUUGUUCUUUCCCUGUAAAGCUGCAGAGCUCGUGAAUGACUAUGGAAAGGGCUGGAGCCUGAAGUAUCGAGCCAUGAGUCAGUAUCACAUGGCAGUGGCAUACAGGAAGCUGGGGCGUCUACCGGACGCCAUGGACUGUUGCGAGGAAUCAAUGAAGAUCGCCCUGCAGCAUGGUGAUCGGCCACUCCAGUCUCUUUGCUUGCUGUGCUUCGCUGACAUACACCGGAGCAGAAACGAUGUGGAGAAAGCAUUCCCUCGCUAUGAGUCUUCCAUGUGUAUAAUGACUGAGACCGGCAAUCGGCUUGGACAGGUGCAUGUCUACCUGGGCGUGGCGAAGUGCUGGCUUAUACAGAAGGAGCUGGACAAGGCACUAGACAGUGUUCAGAGGGCACAAGAGUUAGCAGAAGGUUUGGGAAAUAAGCUGUGCAUCCUGAAGGCUCACUGCCUGAACGAGGGCAUCUUCCGCUCCAAGGGGCAGCAGACAGAGCUGCGGGAGCAGGUGGUGAAGUUCCACGAGUGCGUGGAGGAGAUGGAGCUCUACUGCGGGAUGUGUGGGGAGUCCAUCGGGGAGAAGAACCACCAGCUGCAGGCGCUGCCCUGCUCACACGUCUUCCACUUAAAAUGCCUACAGUCCAACGGGACACGGGGCUGUCCAAACUGUCGCCGAUCGUCGGUGAAGCCCGGCUAUGUGUGAUGGGGUGGGGUCGUGUUCCCUGGGCUGCAGACACACGAGACCGAAGGCCUUUUGGUUGGGCAGGACUCGGACGCUGACUCUUGAUUGAACUGAAGGAACUGCGUCGUCUCAUACAGGUAAACAGGAUCUGUGAUGGCAAAAGAGGGUCGUCUUCUUUCCAAGGCAAACAGAGAAUUCAAAAUGGAAGCAGAGCAUAAACAACCACCAUACAGCUGUGACUACGCUGGAAUUAAAAGAAAAAAGUUUUAUUUUAUGUUCUAGCUGUUGAAACCACUGUUCAAUGAUUUAAAUGGUGGUUCGACUCGUUUUACCGGACAGUGUGAUCUACAGGGGUGGGAGAAACAUGGUUUCUCGGCGUCACAUUCCCAGAUUCUUAUGCCGGAUUGAGUAACACAGAUUUCAUUUCAGAACUAUUAUUUUAUUGAAUCUAUUUUUUUGUUGUUCCAUUUUCUAAAACAUCACUAAAAAAAACAAACAAAAAAACAACAUUGCUAAUUUGUGUUCAUUUUAAAUAUUGUCUAUUGAACUGUACGGUUGGGGUUAUUUGUGGUACAAGACAGCCUCUGCAGUAUGUGGUUUAAAAUACGAUCAAUAUUCUGUUUUAUUUAGUUUUUCAGUUUUUUAUAUUUUCAUAAUAUUUAAACAAAGAAAACCUGUUAUGAAUAAUUAUCGUCAAAAAUACCUUUCUCGUAAUUCAAAAGUGCAUCAUGUUGUCUUAGCAUUCAUGUUAAUAGAUUUGCAUUUUCUGCAUGCAUCCGUUUAUAUUAGAUAUGGUGUUUUACAAUCUUUGACAGCUGACUUGGUUUGAACAGCUGGCCUUUUAACCCCUUCAUGUACACAAGGAAUUGAGCAGUUGUUCAAAUGGUUUCUUCUUAAAAUACAUUUGAGAUUCAAAUAUCAUGAGGAAAGUGACAAUUUGGAUGACCAGAUCCAAUCUGUCAUUAAAUUAUUUUGUUUGUGAGACACAUAUGUGCUUUGUACCUUGAAGUUUUGAUAGAUAGCACAUGCUUCCCUUCACAAAAAUGUUCCAGUUAAUUUUGGAAAAAAAUAUUGUUAUACGCAACAGAGAAUAUAUAGAGCAUUUAUAGAGCUUUUAUUUAUUUUAAAAAACAAUUACAAUAUAAAUGAUACCUGUGCCUUCUGCCAGUU